AUGUCCGAGAUUGUGUACGACCCUAACAAGGCGGACGACCAGUUUCAAGCUGGUCCCAAACCGGCGAUCCCCAAGUUUGUCUCAUAUUUCCUAGUGAGUACGGUCAUUGUGGCUGGUGUGAUGUUAGCAAUCUUUUUGAUGUACAAGCUAAUAACCGGCAGACCGUUCAAGGACAUUUUCAAACAAACAAACACAGACAGCGAUCGGUAUAGUGGUGAGGAAAUGCAGCAUUUUGACCGUGAAAUCACCAAGAUGGACCCCCUUGAGCCGUCCAGGCCCGAAUAUCCCCAGUCAACAUACCAGAACCAGUAG
This is a messenger RNA of Ogataea philodendri, 312 nucleotides long. RefSeq lists its product as uncharacterized. The record is from RefSeq and is a predicted model, not a curated record. Lineage: Eukaryota; Fungi; Ascomycota; Pichiomycetes; Pichiales; Pichiaceae. The transcript has a single exon. Bases 1 to 312 code for a protein of 103 amino acids.